ACUUUGCCUUUGCCUUUCCUUCGUUGCUCCGCCUUGCCGCUGAACAAGUUGCCAUAUUCAAUACGACAGUACUUCCCCAAUCCAUAUGUCUUUACAAGGAUCCGAUCAUCUCCGUCGGCUUUGCUGCCGUCACCGUCACCACCUCCACCACCACUUGCACGGUGUGCCUUCUUACUGUGCCUUCCACAACCAUUACUUUCACUGUCACUGUCACCGUCACCGACAAGGAUCCAAUAUUGUAACUCCUCCUCCUCUUCUUCAAAAUCCAGAGUCUCUCGUUCCCUUCCCCGUCGGAAACAAUUCCAAUGUGGGGGCUGCUGAACAUGAAGAAGCCGAUGGUGCUGCCGCCCACAUCUCACAAGAGCAGGAGCAUCUGCAUCAAGAUGAAGAAGAGGAUGACGAGCCAAUUUUCGUUCUAACUGACGAGUGGAGGGAUUUCUUUGCAAAAUCUGAAGCUCGAAGGCAACAAGAAAAGAAGCAACGGAAGAAGGGAAAGAAGUAAAUAUAGGAGAUGGAAAUGUUUUGACCAAGCAUAGAGAGGAACAUUUGUUAAGAGAAAACGGUUCCUCCACGGCUGAUCAGGAGACUUCACAAGAGUACUUGAUCAGGAAUCAGGAUCCUGCCAUUGAUUAUGUGAUAUUUUUUUUGGUGAUUCAAAGGAGGAUCAAUUGUUAUGUUUGAAAAGGAAUAGUGUUAAUUUUGAAAAGGGAUAGUGUUAUUUUUUUAGUCAUUUAGAGAGUAGUUUGAAAAGGAAUAGUGUUAAUUUUUCUGUGAUUUUAGGAUGAAUGCUUGACUAAUGGUAGUAGUUUGUCAUGUUUUUUUUUUUUUAAGAUAUAAUCAUUUUGUAAAUUACCACUGCACGUUAGUGAUGCCAAUAUAAAAGGCAAUCAUGUAUGAAA
Molecule: messenger RNA, 899 nt
Organism: Prosopis cineraria
Lineage: Eukaryota; Viridiplantae; Streptophyta; Magnoliopsida; Fabales; Fabaceae
Exons: 3
Coding region: 86-502 (138 amino acids)
Source: RefSeq, a predicted model, not a curated record